This is a messenger RNA of Anas platyrhynchos (mallard), 5396 nucleotides long. RefSeq names its product NIMA related kinase 1 (gene NEK1). Gene Ontology annotation, molecular function: ATP binding; protein kinase activity. NCBI's taxonomy places the organism in Eukaryota, Metazoa, Chordata, Aves, Anseriformes, Anatidae. Gene Ontology annotation, biological process: protein phosphorylation. The record is from RefSeq and is a predicted model, not a curated record.
CCGUGGCGAAGGAGCGCGCUGCCCCCGCUCGGCCAAUGGCAGCGCGGCCGCCGGGCCCGCCCGCCAAUGAGCGCUGAGGGGGCGGGGCGAGGGGCGGGAGCCGCGGCGGGGUGAGCGGCUGCGGCAGCGGCGGGAGUGCUUGAAUAAAGAUGCCUUAAGAAGAUAACUAUGGAUAAGUAUAUUAAAGUGCAAAAAAUUGGAGAAGGAUCCUUUGGGAAAGCAAUUCUUGUCAAAGCUAAAGAAAACAGCCAACAAUAUGUUAUUAAAGAAAUUAACAUCUCCAAGAUGUCAAAUAAGGAGAGAGAAGAAUCAAGGAGAGAAGUUGCUGUGUUGGCCAACAUGAAACAUCCAAAUAUUGUCCUGUAUAGGGAGUCAUUUGAAGAAAAUGGCUGUCUCUACAUAGUGAUGGAUUACUGUGAAGGAGGAGACCUGUUUAAAAAAAUAAAUGCCCAGAAAGGAAUCUUAUUCUCCGAGGAUCAGAUUCUGGAUUGGUUUGUACAGAUCUGCUUAGCACUAAAACAUAUACAUGACAGAAAAAUCUUGCAUCGCGACAUAAAGUCACAGAAUAUCUUUUUAACCAAAGAUGGAACAAUACAGCUGGGAGAUUUUGGAAUUGCCAGAGUUCUGAACAGUACUGUGGAGUUGGCUCGCACGUGCAUAGGAACACCAUACUAUUUAUCACCUGAAAUAUGUCAGAACAGACCUUACAACAAUAAAAGUGAUAUCUGGGCCCUUGGUUGUGUUCUCUAUGAAAUGUGCACACUUAAACAUGCGUUUGAAGCUGGUAACAUGAAGAACUUGGUACUGAAGAUAAUCUCUGGAUCUUUUCCUCCUGUUUCUAUGCAUUAUUCAUAUGACCUACGUAAUCUACUGUCACAGUUAUUUAAAAGGAAUCCUAAGGAUAGACCAUCAGUAAACUCCAUAUUGGAGAAAAACUUCAUAGCCAAACGGGUUGAAAAGUUUCUCACACCACAGCUUAUUGCAGAAGAAUUCAACCACAAAAUCUUCCAGAAGUUUGGACCACAUGCUGCACCAGCUAAAAGACCAGCUCAAGGACAAAUCCUGGCUUCAGUUGCACCAGCUCAGAAAAUUACCAAACCCGCUGCAAAAUAUGGAGUGCCUUUAGUGAUGAAGAAGUCUUCAGAUGCACCCAAAAAGCUUCAUGAGAAAAAGAUGAUGACUAAAUUUAGACAGGCCUUUCCAACUCCUGUGAAGAAAAUGAAUCCAGGAGAAGAAAGGAGGAAAAUGUUUGAGGAACCUUCAAAAAAGAAAAGGUUAGAGUUGCCUGAAAAAGAAAAGCGCCAGAGAGAUCAGAUCAGUUUACUGAAGGCGGAGGAAAUAAGAAGAUUGGAGAAAGAAAGGAUGGAACGAAUAAACAGAGCCAGGGAACAAGGAUGGAGGAAUGUGCUUGGUUCAGGUGGAAGUGGUGAUGUUAAGGCACCGUAUUAUGGUGGUGGAGGUGGUCUUGGUCCUUUUCCAGUGUCUUCCAGAGGACAAUAUGAGCAUUAUCAUGCUAUUUUUGACCAAAUGCAAAAGGAGAACUUUAGAGUAGCUGAAGAGAGGGAAGCCAGAUGGAGGGCAGAAGUACGAGGCCGAGAAGCUGUUGAGAGAGGAAUUCCACCUGGAAUACGUCCAGGAGUUCCUAAGGGGCCUGCAGGUCAUCACCAUUUACCUGAUGCUGAUGCAAUUAGGAAAAAAAUGAAAAGAUCGAAGGAGGUGUCUAAACAAGCCAAUGCAAACAGGCAAAAAGGGUGGUUACCCGCAGAAAGAGCAAGGCAAGUUGAAGAAUUCUGGCAACGAAAGAGGGAAGCCAUGCAAAACAAAGCUCGAGCUGAAGGACACAUGGGUACACUGCAAAACGUGGCAGAUAUCUAUGGAGGCAGGCCCAUUUCUGCAAGAGGAAGGAAAUCCAGAAACAAGGAAGAAGAGGAAUAUUUGGCAAGAUUAAGACAGAUCCGGCUACAAAACUUCAAUGAACGUCAACAGAUUAAAGCAAAACUUCGUGGAGAGAAGAAUGAAGCUGGCAGUUCUGAUGGGCAAGAAUCAAGCGAGGAAGCAGAACUGAAACGCAAAAAGAUAGAAGCACAGAAGGCCCAAGCAAAUGCUCGAGCUGCAGUUCUAAAAGAACAGUUAGAGCAAAAAAGAAAGGAAGCAUACGAAAGAGAGAAAAGAGCUUGGGAAGAACAUCUGAUAGCAAAAGGAGUAAAGAGUCCGAACAUGCCUUUUCAUGUGGGAGCUGCAGGACACAGUCCUGUGCAUGGAAUGCAAGAGCCUGGAGCAUCUCCUCCUAAGCAACAGCUUCCGAUUAAGCCCAGUACACCAGUCAUUUCCAUGACUUCUGCUUUGAAGGAAGUGGGUGUGGAUGAGAAUGUAACUGCUAUCCAGGAAGCUGAAGAGGAAACAAAAAAGCCAGAUCUUGCAGUGCAAAAUAAACGGCAAAUACUGAAAAGAUUGAAUCAAAAUCUUAAAGCUCAAGAAGAUGACAAAGGAACAAAAGAAAAUAAAAAUUUAUCUGAAUCAGAUGGGUCCGAGGAUAGUAAGGAACAGCAAGAAGAUGUCCAUCCACUUGUAGGAGAUCGCAAAAAAUGGGAAUCGAAGGCAUCUGAAUUGGUAGUUCCUCUAGCACAGUUAUCAUUGGAAGACUCUCUUUCUGGAACAGACCGGCAAACUAUGGGGGAAGUAAUUAAGCUAGAUUUUGGUGAACCCCACAGGAAAGUCUGGGGCAAAAGCCCUACUGAUUCAGUCCUGAAAAUUCUAGGAGAAGCAGAGUUGCAGCUGCAAACUGAAUUACUGGAAGAACUAGAUAUAACAAGUGAUACUGCAGAAGUUGUUGAAGGAGAUCAUCACUCCUUAAUUGUAAAACAGGAUAAGGAAGAGAAAGCUUUUCCUACUGUUGGAGCUCAGUCUUCAGUGCCAGUUGGUAUUUCACAGAACGAAGUGACUAUACUAGAAGAAUCUCAAAGAGCUGGAGCUACCCAGGUGCAGAGCAAACCUAUUAUGCUGGAUGAGUCUGAUGAUCUGGAAGCAGAGAUGUUGGAAGAAACAGAAGAAAAUAAAAAGCAACAGAGCAAGGAAUUUCCCAUUACUGUUAAUGAAGUGUGGGUAAAAGAAAAAGAGGAUAAGGCACAACAUGACAGAAGAAGUGAGGCAACUUCUGAGAAAGUAGCGCUUGACAAGAUGCAACCACAAAAAGAAGCUCCAGAAGAAACUUGUUCCAGUGACUCACUGCAGCCUGAACCAUUAUUCCAGAGGGUAAUGCAGUCCCCAGCUGUACCAACAGCCUCACCGGUUCUGUCAGCUCAGUCUUCACAGGAAGAGCCUUUUGUGCCUCGUUCACGUUCCGUAUCACCAGCAAAAAAUAAAGGCAAAAGUUCAUUGUUGAUUGGACUUUCUACAGGGCUGUUUGAUGCAAACAACCCAAAGAUGUUGAGAACAUGUUCGCUUCCAGAUCUUUACAAACUGUACAGAACGUUAGUUGAUGUUCCCAGUGUAGCUGAUGUACAGCAUCAACAUAAUCUCGAAAUAGAUGAUACAGAAGAUGAACAAGCCAAAGAAGGACCCUCUGAUUCUGAGGAUAACAUGUCUGGGGAGGCAGAUACAGAUCUGCAGGAACUCCGGGCCUCAAUGGAGCAAUUACUUAGGGAGCAGCCUAGUGAGGAAUUAAGUGAAGAGGAAGAGUCUACUUUAAAGGCCAAUGUCAUCCAAUGCAUAACAAAUGGUACAGAGCUGGAUGAAGGAGAUGAAAAUAACCCCAGCAGCGAAAGUGCACUUAAUGAAGAAUGGCAGUCAGAUAAUAGUGAUGGAGAAAUUGCCAGUGAAUGUGAAGAAUGUGAUAGUGUAUUCAGCCAUUUGGAAGAGCUGAGAUAUAACCUGGAGCAGGAAAUAGGCUUUGAGAAAUUCAUUGAAGUUUAUGAUAAAAUAAAGGCUAUACAUGAAGAUGAAGAUGAAAAUAUUGAUACAUGUUCGACCAUAGUUCAAACUAUUUUGGGAAAUGAACACAAACACCUGUAUGCCAAAAUACUUCACCUAGUCAUGGCAGAUGGAGCCUACCAGGAAGAUAAUGAUGAAUAAAUCUGACUCAGGAAUUCCCUUAGUGCUCUCUUACAUGUCAGUGUUUUGAAGUCUGCACAGCGGAAUAACAAACAGUAGCAGAAAAUGUAACAUGGGGCAGGAGAAAGAAGAACUGAAAAAAAGAAUGGUGACUGUAUGAAACAGAGGAAAAACAUGCCUUUUAAACUGAGAUAUUUAUACACUUCUCUUGUGUGUACUUGCAUAUGUGUUCAUUGCUCAGAAUUUAAAAAUCAUUACACUAUAAUCUCACAAAUUCAAAAAGAAAUACGGAGAUGAAUAAAUAUAGAUGUUCUGAUACAAAACUGAGACUUAGAAUGUAAACCAGAGUUUUUGCCAUAUCAACAGUUGGCUGGUAGGGUUAAACAAUUGGAAGAAUUACUGGGCUCUGGAAGUACCAGGUCUAGCUGUUAACUUACAUAGUUAUAGUAGCCCUUCUUUACACAUACAUAAAGAAAUCAUUCAUUUUUAUUGACCCUUGUGGUUGUAUUUUAGUAACAUCUUAAUCUACCGGUCCAAUUUGAGUACUUUGCUUUUAUCUUAAUAAAAUGUAUUUUGAAGGCAUCUGUCACUUUUUAACCAGUGUCAUCUGAAAUAUCUUAAUGGUGUUUCUAAAUCAAGGCAGACUGGUAUUUCAGUCACUGAAGUGCUUGGAUUUUUUUAUUUUUUUGAGACUGUAAAAUUAAUUUGGAGCUAGAAGACUUUUCUGGUAUUUUUCUUCUUCCUCAAAACCCCAGCUAUUUAGUUCAUUAAAUUUUGCAAUCAGGUCAGUGAUAUCAGAGCACAGUGUUGAAAGGGGUGGUUUUUCUCCUGUUUGUUUUUAAAUUCUUACUGUCACUCUUACUUUCAUGGCCCCUUCAGCCAGGGGUGGUGGUACAAAAUAUUACAGGCACAAAUGCUAUGUAAUACUUGUCAUCUUUUGGCUCACGUUUCAUAGCUCGAUGUCUACCACCCCUGAAAUUAUGAAAAUGAAAAUAAUUCUGACCCACAUUUCCUUGUUUCUCCUGUCAACGCAGUACUGUACAGGGCCAACACUACGUGUGUUGUUGUUUUCAAAUUAUUUGCGGAAAAGCUUCAUUGGCUUAUCCAUACAACAAGUCGCCUGUUACAAAUCAGAUGAACUGUCAAACUUCCAACUGCCCUAUUGAAGAAAAAAAUUAUAUUUUUUUCAGCUGCUGUAAAAUACACCAGUCACAAUCUAAAACUGUCAACUUUUCCACAAAGAGCAAUCAAGUAUAUACAUUAUUUAGAACUGUUAAAAUAUGUACAUGUUUUUUGUAUAAUUGUUUUAUGGUGUUAUGAUUAUUAAAGUUUUGCCCACUGAAAAA